Messenger RNA from Anopheles maculipalpis, 2621 nucleotides. RefSeq lists its product as uncharacterized. The transcript has 3 exons. The coding region runs from base 36 to 2621 and encodes 861 amino acids. The record is from RefSeq and is a predicted model, not a curated record. NCBI's taxonomy places the organism in Eukaryota, Metazoa, Arthropoda, Insecta, Diptera, Culicidae.
AACGAAAACGAACAUCAGUAUUUGACUGACGGAAGAUGGAUUUCUUUAAAAGCGUAUUACCACCGCUACCGAAGUUGCCCAAGUUGAAGAAAUUGCGCCAAUGGAACGGGGGCUCACUGUUAAGCCUGCACCAGUUUCCGAACUUACCGGCAGCGUUCAAUCUUGGAAGUGGCGGUGUUACACCAGCAACAUCCACCAGUGCACCGUCAACCGCACGACCCAACCCACGCAGCGACUUUGUCCGGCAGCAUCCGGCACCACCACGCCAACAUCACAUGCGCCAUUCGUCCGACAUCUCGAUUAUCUCGUCCUCGGUUAGCAGUCGUACACCGGCCGACUACAGCCACCGGGACAAUCUGGGUCUGUACGCACUGAAGUGUGAUCGUAGUGCGGCCAAACGAGGCAUCCUGCUGAAUCUUCCUCGCAAAAUCACGCAAGCGGUCGGUGGUUCGGAGACGCCGCCCAUCGGUCCCACACCGGCCACAAUGGUACACGAAAAGUUUUCCCCCUGCAAGCGGCGUCCGAUCGAAGUGCCAGAGAUAAAACCUCCCCCAAGGAGACGCAAACGGUCACCGGCUUGCGACCAGCAAACCAAACCGGACACUGAUCUAAGCCGGUGGCAGAAAAACAGCAGCGAGCUGUUCCGGAUCGUGGAACGUGAAUCGGCCAGUACGGCGCGGGCCAGUUCGGCCGGUGGUGUUGGGCUAAUGAUGGCGAAGAAAGCGCACCGUUCCGGUGGCCCGGUAACGGCAACGAAGGGGAGGACUUUUUUUGACGCACCUACGUCUAGUAGUGAUGGCGCAGUGGUGGAGCUGGUAGAACAGGUAAAGGCGCAAUCGGUUGAUAAUCUGUUGACGAUGAGAUAUCACCGUAGAAGGCGUGGUGCGUUUGCCGAACCGGAAAGGGCUCGCGAAGAGAGUGACAGUGAAUCAAGUGACAAUCGUCAGGUGCAGUCGUUGCGUUUACAUCAGCAGCAGCAACCGCAGCUCCACCAUCAACCUCAACACCAUCGGCGAACAUUGUCCGCGGUAAAUGGAACGGUCAACAAGAGCAUCAUUCAAACGGCGAAAGUCACACCACCGUCGGGUGCAACCUCACUGCCGACAACGGCACCAGCGCGCAAUUUUCCACCGAUGGACCGGGCGUGUGAUUUCUCCAUCGAUAACAAUUCGGACGAGAUUGAGGUACGCUUCCGGAAGGGUUACAGUACGGACGAAAGUAGUGAGACAACUAUUACGGAGGCUGGACCGAAGCCGGACGAAACGGAACGAUAUCCACCGAAUUCGGAGAAACUUCCACUACCGCCACGUGUCGUGCAGUUACGACGUACCGACUCUGGACCAUCGAACCGCGCAAAGUUGACCGGAUCACCGGUCCGCACGGUACCGAAAGUUCCCGAACCGGAACCACCCAUUGUACAACCGGAUUCCACCAAAGCACGCCAGUUUAUGCCACUAGCCGAGGUGCUCCGGAAAUCGAUCGACAGUGCAGAGUUGAAGCGUAAAUGGAUCAAUGACUUCCUUUCGCAGGGUAGUGAUACAAAUGUACUAGAGGAAGCAGGACCACCGGUUGCGAAGCUAAGCGGUUGCACAGCACUCGAACCGUUCGUUCCACAGCUAGACAUUGUACAACGGAUGGAUCGUCAAUUGGAAGAACUCGAGGGUUCGGUGGCUAGUCUCCGGCAGGGAUCGAACGGUAGUGUAGACAUUUUCCGCAGAACGAAUUGCGGUUUCGAUGAGUUUGAUGAAUUGUUCAACUCAGCUGAACAUAUAGUCGAAGAGACCGGUGGUCGGAAGACGGUUAAGCUAAGCGAACAGAUCACGUACAUCGAUCGUAGCAGCACUACUAGCAAUCUUUGUUUUUCAUCCUCCUCCUUUUCGUGUGCGAGCCUGGAGGACGGAAAGCCAUCCCUACCAGCAUCAGCUCCACCAUCGGUACCACCACCUCCACCUCCUCCUCCACCUCCACCAAUACCUCCAGCACCUCCGGUAGAAGGAGGUGCCGUGAGAAGUGGCAACCGGCCUACCGGUGAGGAAAGCUUUACCGGAUGUAAAAGCACGGUCAAAAUACAGGACUACAGCAGUAAGCAUCUGCAACGCGUACGGUACCUUUCAUCGCCGUCACCCUCUCGCAGCUCGAUGGUAGAACAAACGCUUCACACUCAGACCGGCUUCCAUCGGUGGACCGAUUCUGGUAGCGAUACCGAACACAACAACGAAAAUGGCCUGCAGCGUAAAGCAAACAGUGUGGUACCUUUAAAUGGACUCAAUUAUGCUAAUGAUGGAGAGGAUGAGAUUCCAGCUUCAAAAAAUAGUAAAUCACCAUUAGGCAUCAGCCGGCAGUUCCAUGUCGGAGGUGAAGCAGAUGAGAAUGGGCAGGAUGUGCAGAGGAAACCACACGCUACACUAAAGAAUUCAGUAGGAUCGGAACAAUCAAACGAGGUAAUAUGCUACUUCUCUUCACACAGCAGGACCGGGGAAGGUCGGCGAAGCAACAGCCACCACUAUCCCACUAUCCCGCUGGACCGUCACCCGGAGCGUACCGGCACCAUCGAGAUCCGAAGCGUUCUUCUGCCGGACUACAGUGAAUACUAUAACGAGGAAGGUGUGAUUAUUAUAUGA